UUUUUCUAGUUUUUUUUCCCUUUCAGAGACUGAAGCAACUAACAAACACCUACGUAGACUGGACUACGAAGCCAAGACGAUGUUCCGCUACGCACUUCUCCUCGCCGUCUGUCUCGUGUGCUUUAGUCAAGCAUACCGCCGCAAGUAUCUGUAUUGUUCGUAUUGCAGCAAUGGCCGGUACGUGACAUCAUUGAUCAACGUCCAGAAUAGACCUAAGGGAGACUGGAGUAUAGGCAUGCGCUGUGGUGGCAACGAGGCCCAACAUGACUGUACCUUUACUUCUGUGAGGUAUGAGAAGGACAACUCGCUUCAUUUCCUGUGUCCGGGGAACAAAGUGCUCAACGGCUUUUACCUCUACUCUGACAACAGAUAUGUCCUGAACCGAGAUUAUUCUUUCCGCUGUUGCAACAUAAAAGAUAAACGUCCCAAAAACUGCAACCUCACGCCAUGGCUCAACGGCUGUGAAGAAGAUCUGAACUACCAGGUUCCGGAAGGGAGGGUGAUUACUGGACUCUACAGUCUCGCUCAGAAUGACACCAG
This is a messenger RNA of Aplysia californica (California sea hare), 540 nucleotides long. RefSeq names its product hemagglutinin/amebocyte aggregation factor. The record is from RefSeq and is a predicted model, not a curated record. Lineage: Eukaryota; Metazoa; Mollusca; Gastropoda; Aplysiida; Aplysiidae.